AUGUUCGAGAAAAAGUUCAACAUUGAAGUACAAACUUUACAGCCUUUACGUGAGUUUCUUGCACAACUGAAAGAAGAAGGUAGUCGGCCACAACUUAUAGACUUUCAUUAUGAAUUUAAUGAAAAUGAAGAUGGAACACAUGACUGUCAUUUUGUUAUAUAUUCACCAUUCAAUGAAGUAGCUAAAAAGAAAAAAAAUCCAUUACGUAUAAGAUUUCAAAUCUCUGAACCCAAUGAAGACUUCAAGAAUGUUUUCAAUUAUGAUGCAAUGCUUCCGAGGAAAAAUGAAUUUUCAAAGAUUGUAACACCUGGCAUUUGGGAUAGAAAGCAAGCUAUAUUAUAUUCAAACUUAAGUAAGGGAGUUGAAAAUGAGUUCAUUGGUCAUACAAGAACUUCACCACUUCCUAACCCUAAAUACUAUAAAUUAACUGGCUUCAAUCGUGAGUUUUGGAUAGACAUGUUCUCCACUCAUGACCAUAAAUGUCCAGUGUUCUUGCCUCCAGAUGGGAAGGACUGUCUCUACAUUGAAACACAACUCUUAAACUCUACCAUCGCAGUAUUGUAA
Molecule: messenger RNA, 564 nt
Organism: Trichomonas vaginalis G3
Lineage: Eukaryota; Parabasalia; Trichomonadida; Trichomonadidae
Exons: 1
Coding region: 1-564 (187 amino acids)
Source: RefSeq, a predicted model, not a curated record